Hippocampus zosterae (dwarf seahorse) is the source of this 2640-nucleotide messenger RNA. Its product is annotated as sterol 26-hydroxylase, mitochondrial. Gene Ontology annotation, molecular function: monooxygenase activity; oxidoreductase activity, acting on paired donors, with incorporation or reduction of molecular oxygen; iron ion binding. The transcript has 9 exons. Gene Ontology annotation, cellular component: mitochondrial inner membrane. Gene Ontology annotation, biological process: cortisol metabolic process; C21-steroid hormone biosynthetic process; cellular response to peptide hormone stimulus. The record is from RefSeq and is a predicted model, not a curated record. The coding region runs from base 268 to 1803 and encodes 511 amino acids. NCBI's taxonomy places the organism in Eukaryota, Metazoa, Chordata, Actinopteri, Syngnathiformes, Syngnathidae.
GACAUUUUGAUUCAGGUAUGUUUUAACCUCCAUGGCAGAUGCUCCGUCGAACCCUUCGGGUCCGAUCGAACAGAAAUGAAGAACCACUGCUUUAAUGGAAUGGAGGGGGGGAAAGUUCCUGCAUUUUUGCGUAAGGUCCACUGGGUGGCAUUAAACGCAACACCGUGAGUGACUACAGAUUGACGCCCAAACCAAAACAAACUCCAGUACUGUACACCAUCAGCGGUUCUUCGGAAAAUAUAUUGGGCGCUCACAACAAAAAAGGAAAUGUCCCCCUCUCCGCCUCGCCCUUUUGCACUUUGUCGACGCGGUGGUUUGGUCGGCCUCUGGACCAGAACACUCGUACAAACAAGGGCUGAAGCGACCAAACUGAAGACCAUCGAUGACUUGCCCGGACCUACUUUGUUCAAAACACUUUUCUGGUUAUUUGUCAAAGGCUAUGCGGACAAGAGGCACUUGCUGCAGGGUGUACAGAAGAAUCUGUACGGGCCCAUCUGGCGCUCCAAGUUUGGCCAAUUUGAUUUGGUCAAUGUGGCCAGUCCUGAGCUCAUUGCUCAGGUGAUCUAUCAGGAAGGACGCUACCCUGUGCGAGCAGAGUUGCUACACUGGAAGGAAUACAGGGACCUGAGGGGACAAGCUUACGGUCUGCACGUAGACAAGGGGCAGGAGUGGUACAGGAUCCGAAGUGCUCUGAACCCAAAGAUGCUGAAGCUGCAGGAAGUGUCAGCCUACGCUCCCAUCAUCCACCAGGUGGUCGAAGAUCUGCUUAAACGCAUUGAGUUUCUGCGUGCUCGCAGUCCAGACGGAGUUUCUGUUUCUGAUGUGACCGCUGAGCUCUACAAGUUUGGCUUUGAAGGUAUUUCCUACAUAUUGUUUGAGACCAGGCUGGGCUGCCUCCAGGAGGACCUUCCUAAAGACACGGAGCGCUUCAUCGCUGCCGUCAAUGACAUGCUGACGCUCUCCGAGAUUGUUAUUAUCUUUCCACGCUGGACCCGUCGCAUCCUUCCUUUCUGGAAACGCUUUGUUCAGGCCUGGGACAACCUCUAUGAUAUUGCGCAGAAGCUCAUCGACAGCAGAUUGGCUGACAUCCAAACCCAGACCGAGCGGGGUGAGCUGACAGAAGGCUUAUACCUGACCUACCUGCUGUCCUCCGACAAGAUAACCCGAUCUGAGAUCUACAUCAGUGUGACCGAGCUGCUGCUGGGCGGAGUUGACACGACCUCCAACACUCUGUCUUGGGCCUUGUACCACUUGGCGAGGGACCCGCGAGUUCAGGAUCGACUCUACAGGGAGAUAAAUGCCGUGUGUGCCGACAGACGUAAGCCCAGCGUGGACGACCUUCAAGCAAUGCCCUACUUGAAGGCUGUCAUUAAAGAGACAUUACGCUUGUAUCCUGUUGUUCCUGGCAACGGACGCUUUGUUACAGAAAAUGAGGUGGUAGUAGACAACUACUGGUUCCCAAAGAAGACUCAGUUCCACCUGUGCCACUACGUCGUCAGCCACGACCACACACAGUUCGUCCGUGCUGACGAGUUCUUGCCAGAGCGAUGGCUUCGCGCCGCUAGGGUGACGCCAGGCCCCUUCCGGCACCACCCAUACAGCUUCAUCCCCUUUGGCGUGGGCGUGCGAGGCUGCGUGGGUAACAGAGUGGCCGAGAUGGAGAUGUACUUUGCUCUGUGCAGGCUGAUGCAGCACUUCGAGAUCCGGCCGAGGGGAGACGACUGCGCCAGCGUCCAGGCCAAAACGCGAACGCUGCUCAUUCCUGGAAAGCCCAUCGACCUUCGUUUCCUGCAACGAGCCUGAGGAAAUGAAAGCGAAAAUUGCAUCCAGCACAGAAGAAAAAGGUGGAGCUUAAGACAAAGACAACAACAAAAGGAUUUGAUUCAAGUCAUUUUCUCAUUACUGUUCACUUAGUACAUUCAUCCAUUUUCAAUACCGCUUAUCCUGAACAGGGUUGUGGGGGGUUGUUGGAGCUUAUGCCAGCUAACUUUAGGCGGAAGGCCGACUAUAACUAGAACUGGUUGCCUGUCAGUCACAGGGCACAUAUAGUGACAAACAACCAUUCACACCCACAUCCACUCCGUUCCCGAGUGGAAACCGAAUUCCCGCUGUCCGCCACAACUCAGGCGAGUGUAACACUACACCAUCAGUGACUUCACUUCAUAGAUUUUUUUCACUUCAAGUUUGUUUGUCAUAUUCAGUUAGAUAGAUCUAACCAGUAGUUGCAUUAGCAAGGACCUUUUCAAGUGUAUGAAAAUAAUACAUAACACACACAAAACAAAACCCACAUCACAACUGUAUGUAUUCCUGACUACAAUAUAUUGUAACACCCAAAACAAGGUUGAAAUGUCUUGUUAGACGAAGGCACAUGAUAGACGCUACACUAUGCUUGUUUAAUCCUUAACUUGUCCCACAAAAUCUAAUGACGGAUUUUGUUUUGGUAUUUUGCGAGUUGAUUCAUCUUUGUUGGUUGACUUUUACAUACUUUACUGUCAAUACACAAGACAUUUUCAUAACUUCACACAGUACCAAUGAAAAGCUGCACACUAUUCAUUUUCCCUCUUUUAUUAACUUGCAUAGUGUACGUUGUGAUGUGAAAAAACCCACAUGGAAUAAAAAACAAGCAUAUUUUUUACUUUA